GCCGCCAGGUGGCGCCCCUCCAUCUCCGCCGAGGCCCGGGCUGGACGCAGGAUUCGGGCGUCAGCUCGCGCGCACGCGUGCUCGCGGCUCGCUCGCCAACAUGGCGCCGGUGGAGCACGUUGUGGCGGACGCGGGGGCUUUCCUGCGGGACGCGGCUCUGCAGGACAUCGGGAAGAACAUCUACACCAUCCGCGACGUGGUCAACGAGAUUCGCGACAAGGCCACGCGCAGGCGGCUGGCGGUCCUGCCCUACGAGCUGCGGUUCAAGGAGCCCUUCCCGGAGUACGUGCGCCUGGUGACUGAGUUCUCCAAGAAAACCGGAGACUACCCCAGCCUCUCUGCCACUGACAUCCAGGUGCUGGCGCUCACCUACCAGCUGGAAGCAGAGUUCGUCGGGGUGUCACACCUGAAACAAGAACCUGAAAAGGCUAAAGUGAGCUCAUCCAUUCAGCACCCUGAAACUCCUCUUCACAUUUUGGGUUUCCAUCUGCCUUCCAAGUCUAAGUACCCACAAGACACAGUGGAUCAAGGACAGCAAGCCCGGGAGCCUGAGGACCCGGCAUUCAGCUCCUUCAUGUUCUGGAGAAACCCACUGCCCAGUAUUGACCAGGAGCUCCAGGAGCUGCUGAUGGACCAAGGUGAGGAUGAUCCCAGGGAGGAGCAAGAAGAGAAAGAAGAGGAAAAUGGAUUUGAAGAAAGCAAAGAGGACAGUGAUGACGAUGGUGGCUGGAUCACCCCCAGCAACAUCAAGCAGAUCCAGCAGGAGCUGGAGCAGUGUGACGUCCCGAAGGACGUGCGAGUUGGCUGUGUGACCACAGACUUUGCCAUGCAGAACGUUCUGCUGCAGAUGGGGCUGCAUGUGCUGGCGGUGAACGGCAUGCUGAUCCGUGAGGCCCGGAGCUACAUCUUGCGCUGCCAUGGCUGCUUCAAGACGACGUCUGACAUGAGCCGAGUGUUCUGUGCCCACUGUGGGAACAAGACCCUAAAGAAGGUGUCGGUGACUGUCAGUGACGAUGGCACCCUGCACAUGCACUUCUCCCGCAACCCCAAGGUGCUGAAUCCACGAGGAUUGCGGUAUUCACUGCCCAUGCCCAAGGGGGGCAAGUAUGCCACCAACCCUCACCUGACCGAAGACCAGCGCUUCCCACAGCUGCGACUCUCCCGCAAAGCCCGGCAGAAAACCAAUGUGUUUGCCCCUGACUAUGUGGCCGGACUGUCCCCCUUCGCUGAGAACGACAUCUCCAGCCGCUCGGCUGCUCUGCAGCUCCGGGACAGUGCCCUGGGAGGAGGGCGGAGACGCUUAAACCCCAACGCUUCCAGGAAGAAGUUUGUGAAGAAGAGGUGAAAUGCAGGCUGUCCUGCUGUCCUGCUGUCUGCUCUCCCUGGCACUGGGCUGGAUUGGGCCUGGCUGGGCAGCUGCCAGAGCGUGGCAUGCUGGAGGGUGUCCCAGAGCCUGGCCCUCAGGGCACAGUGGCCCAAGAUCACCCACCCUGGAAGGCGGUGAUGGCCAGAGGCAGUAUUUUUCUAACUUUGGAUGAGGGCUUCAGUGCAUUUUGUUAAAUAGACUGUAUUUUUGCUUCUUUGUAAUUUGAAGACUGCUACACAAGGAUCAAAUGUUUAUAUUUAUCUUUUUGUCAGAAAAUAUUAAAAAUAAAACUAGGAACCACCA
Molecule: messenger RNA, 1669 nt
Organism: Ochotona princeps (American pika)
Lineage: Eukaryota; Metazoa; Chordata; Mammalia; Lagomorpha; Ochotonidae
Gene: NOB1
Product: NIN1 (RPN12) binding protein 1 homolog
Exons: 9
Coding region: 101-1345 (414 amino acids)
Biological process (GO): maturation of SSU-rRNA; ribosomal small subunit biogenesis
Cellular component (GO): preribosome, small subunit precursor
Molecular function (GO): RNA endonuclease activity
Source: RefSeq, a predicted model, not a curated record